GGGGAUAUGCAAUGAGGCAUAGAUGCUCCGGCUGCUGUGGACGGCGGGACACUUGCUGUUUUGGCAGAACCAGAGCACGAGGAGAGGAGAAAUCCCGGGUGGACAGACAAAACUAGUAGACCCAUAUUUCCUACAGCUCCAGCAUGGCCUCAAAGUGCCCCAAGUGCGACAAGACGGUGUAUUUCGCUGAGAAGGUGUCAUCGCUUGGGAAGGACUGGCACAAACUGUGCCUCAAAUGCGACCGCUGCAACAAGCUUCUGAAUGCAGGAGGCCACGCAGAGCACGAUGGAAGGCCCUACUGUCACAAACCAUGCUAUGCUGCCCUCUUUGGGCCAAAAGGUGUUAACAUUGGAGGAGCAGGUUCUUAUGUGUACGAUGCUCCAGCCAGCGACAACACCGGUGGGGAUUCAGCCUCUAAAGUUGAAGAGAAGCGUGUGUACGCGCCAAAGGCGCCAUCAAAAGCUGGCAGCAUUACCACUUUCUCCGGCGAGGCCAACCUCUGUCCCCGAUGCAACAAGAAGGUGUACUUUGCUGAGAAGGUGACCUCCCUGGGGAAGGACUGGCACCGGCCCUGUCUGCGCUGUGAGAGGUGCAGCAAGACUCUGGCUCCUGGCAGCCACGCAGAGCAUGACGGCCAGCCCUACUGCCACAAACCCUGCUACGCCGUCCUCUUUGGACCCAAAGGCGUCAACACUGGCGGAGUGGGCAGCUACAUCUAUGACAAGGAGCCCAGUGCAGUGACCCAGCCUUGAACCUUUUGUCCCUCCCAACACCCCCUCAGCCUCACCCUCCUCUUCUCUACAUUACACUGACCAACACCCACAGUAUUAUGUGCUGAAUUUCUUUUUUCUCACCCUCCUCCCUAUUCGUUUGUUCACACCUGAGGCAGCUGUCGGUCGGCUGCGACUCCCUUUCCCAGCUCUUCUGCCAUUCCCAGGAUCAGAUAAAGCAGCACGGAGGAAAAUUAACUGAACUCGAAUGGAGAAAGGAGCACAGACACGUCAAAGUAUCUCAUAAAAAAAAAAAAAUCUGACAAAGGAUGUUUUUUCUAGUUUCUAGUGGAAGUAUCUUAGUACAUUUGAAAUAAGACAAAGCUCAUUUGCAGGUAGAUUUUCAGCAAGAUAUAUAAGCUUAUUGUAAGUAAAUAAUUUCACAAUAUUGAUUUUAAGAAGUGCUAGUUCCACUUGCAAAUUAUUUCAUUUAUAACAUAUGAAAAAAUGUCUUGUUAUAGUGAAAAAAUCUGCUAGUGAAUUUAUUUAUUUUUUAUCAACAUUAGGGAAUUAUUUACAUAAAACAAGCUCCUGUGUCUUGCUGAAAAGUUACUAAUAGGUUAGUUGUGCCUUAUUUAAAGUGUACUAAGAUAUUUGCACUAGAAACUGAAAGUUUGCUGCUUCCAGUGUGCGUUUCUUUUUUUUUUUUUUUUCUCCACAAAAGCUAAAGCUGUUGCCACAUUUCCACUGUAAUGCGGUUUCACAACAGGAGACUUCAAGUCUCUCCGUCUCGCGUAUUUCACCCCGCAAAACUUAAUCGAAUCUGUCCUCCGGGUUAUUUGAGGAUAUAUGCGAGGAAAUAAAAAUCUGACCGCCAGGGAUUCUCAGGUGCUGCUUUUACUGCCGCCUGACGACAGACUUGGAAAUUUAACCUGGGAGGCUGUUUGCAUGCACAGAUGGUCUUGAGGAAUGGAGCGCCGUGCCAAUAAUUCUCUAUUUUGCAAACGCCAUAUUCGUAGUUUGGCUGUGUGACAACGUUGCUGCUACGAGAGGGAAGAAAUCUGAGCCCAUUAUGAAAAGGUGGGGAAAAGUAUUAUGAACAUAUGCUCUAAAGCAUCAGCUUGAUUUGAAUUUCACAUGUGAGAAUAGUGCACAAAAAAAUAAAUGAAGUUCAACUACAAGGGUUAUUGUGAAUAAUAGUAAAUUGAAAUUAGAAGAGCUGUGGUUUUGAACAUGUUCUACAAAUUGAAAAAUAUGUGGAAUAUAUUGGUGUUUCACCUCCCCCAGAACAAUGUUGAUCUUUUGCGUUAUGUUUUAUAAGUAACCUAUAAAAGAUGGUUAGUUGACAUUAAAGUUAAAUGCAACUAAAUAAUGCACCAACUGCAAAUGCACCAAAUUCUUCUGGUGAUUUGUAAGCUAAAAGUUUCAAAACCAUGAAACGUUUUCUUUUUAACAUACCUUGGGGUUUGGCAGAUAAAAACGCAAUUGAAGUUUGUGGUUAUAGCAUAAGCUAGCAGUUUGAUUCUUUUCCAACUGCUAGUAGUUCUUUAAAGCUAGCAGUUUGAUUCUUUUCAAACUGCUAGCAGUUCUUUCAAACUUACAAGCUCAAUAUGAUGAACACCCGCAUCCUCCCCUCCCCCCAUCUACUACAUGUAAACAUUUGGGGUUUUUAUUUUCCUAAAAGUUAUCAUAUGGGUGAAGUUCGGAGGAGGUCGGGCUGUGGGUAUUUAUUGCUUUAACUGAAGUCCUUUAAAUUUCAGCCAUCGUACUACUAGCUUCCGUACGGAAGAACACAUCAUGGAGAUGAUUACACAAAGCAAUGCCUGCUGUACAAAAUCUUUAAUGAUCAAGAUUUUUUUUUUAUUCUUUUGAAAAAAAAAGUUACCCUGCUGUUUUCCAGGAUAUGAUGCGCCAUUUUAAGUUUUUUGUUUUUUUUUGUUUGUUUUUUUGCCUUUAGCCAACAUGUUAGCUUAGUUUGUAAACGUACGGACAAGUCAUUCUGUAAGAAUGUGCAUUUUAGCAUUAAUGUAUGAUCGUCACUGUUUGUUGUGGAUCGUAGGGCUUCAUAGACACUCGCUGGGCAACGGCCUUUUUGUUUUUAUUUUUAUUUUACUGUAUUUUAUUUCAGAAGCUCCGUUUCUGCGUUAUGAAAGAUGUUUGACUAAUUCUGAUUUUUUGUUUUUGUUUUUCUUUUCAUAAACUGCAAAUAAACGAACACUAAACUUGC
This is a messenger RNA of Gambusia affinis (western mosquitofish), 2937 nucleotides long. It is a transcript of the gene crip2, whose product is annotated as cysteine-rich protein 2. The coding region runs from base 144 to 752 and encodes 202 amino acids. The record is from RefSeq and is a predicted model, not a curated record. NCBI's taxonomy places the organism in Eukaryota, Metazoa, Chordata, Actinopteri, Cyprinodontiformes, Poeciliidae. The transcript has 8 exons.